ACGUUUGUUUCCCAAACACCAUUAAACUUCAGAGGAAGAAGAUCAGUUUCGACGCGAUCUUUGUUUUGUUUUAUUGUUUUGCUGUUUAAUACAUUCUAUUAGAGAUGUUGUUUAUGUAAGCAGAAAAAUCCAGUUUUUGAAACGGUUUACGUAAUAUUCUCGUCCUCACAGUCGUGACUAAGUUUUGAAGCAAGCAGGAAUAUCUGGAGGAGUAUCAUCUGAACUGAGAUCUGCUGCUGUGAAGAUGGUGUUUAUUAAAGAAGAGCGUGAAGAGAACACAAUUGAACCAGAAACCUGGAGAAUAAAACACGAGGAACCAGAAACCUGCAGAAUAAAACACGAGGAACCCGAAACCUGCAGAAUAAAACAGGAGGAACAAGGAGAGUUGAUUGAAGAAAGCGAGGAGAACGAAGAAUUGAGUGAAGAUGAGGAGAAACAUCAUGUCAAUACUGGAGAAAAACCUUUGAGUUGCUCUCAAAUCAAACAGAAAGAUUUAAAGAAAAGAGCCAAGAAAUAUUUCACCUGCACUCAGUGUGGAAAGAGUUUGAUAAGAAAAAAUAGUCUUGAGCGUCAUAUGAGAGUUCAUACUGGACAGAAACCGUUCAUAUGUGAUCAGUGCGGGAAGAGUUUCACACAAUCAGCAACCCUUAAGUAUCACAUGAACAUCCACACUGGCGAGAAACCUUAUAAGUGUUCACACUGUGACAAGAGAUUCAUUCGGUCAGGAGACCUAAAAACACAUGAGAGGAUCCACACUGGAGAGAAACCGUACACAUGUGAUCAGUGCGGGAAGAGAUUCACACGAUCAUUAAGCCUUAAGAAACACAUCAACAUCCACACUGGCGAGAAACCUUAUAAGUGUUCACACUGUGACAAGAGAUUCAGUCAGUCAUCACAUCUGAAAACACAUGAGAGGAUCCACAUUGGAGAGAAACCGUACACAUGUGAUCAGUGCGGGAAGAAUUUUACACGGAAAGGAAUCCUUAUGACACAUAUGAAAUUUCAUACAAGAGAGAAACUGUACACAUGUAAUCAAUGUGGAAAGAGUUUGAGAAGCAAAACAAGUCUUGAGCGUCACAUGAGAGUUCAUACUGGAGAGAAACCAUUCACUUGUGAUCAGUGCGGGAAGAGUUUCUCACAAUCAUCACGCCUUAAGAGACACAUGGACAUCCACACUGGAGAGAAACUGUACUCAUGUGAUCAGUGUGGCAAAACAUUUUUGAGAGCUUCAGACCUGAAGAAACACCUGAGAGUUCAUACAAAGGAGAAGCCACAUUCAUGUCAUGUGUGUGGAAAAAGUUUUUCACGUUUUUCAACUUUGAAAGUACAUCAGAAAAUACAUACUGGUGUGAGAGAGUACAUGUGCUUUGAGUGUGAAAAGACUUUCAUUUCGGCAAACUGUUUAAAACUGCACCAGAGGAUUCACACUGGAGAGAAACCUUACAAGUGUUCACACUGUGACAAGAGAUUCAGUGUGUCAUCAAGUCUGAAAAGACACAGGAGGAUCCACACUGGAGAGAAACCGUAUCACUGCACUGAAUGUGGGAAGUGUUUCAAACAUUCAUCUUCUUUACACAGUCAUACAAAAAACAAUCACAAGUUGAUUGAAGAAAAUGGGGAGAAUGAAGAAUCAAGUGAAGUUGAGGAGAAAAAUCAUGUCAAAACUGAAGAAAAACUUUAGAGUUGCUCUCAAACCAAACAGGAAGAUUUAAAGAAAAGAAGGGCCAAGAAAUCUUUCAACUGCUUUCAGUGUGGAAAGAGAUUGACAAACAAAACAAGUCUUGAGCAUCACAUGAGAGUUUAUACUGGAGAGAAACUGUUCACUUGUGAUCAGUGCGGGAAGAGUUUCAGACAAUCAUCACACCUUAAGAAACACAUGAACAUCCACACUGGAGAGAAACUGCAUGCAUGUGUUUAAUGCUGUAAAAUUUUUUUGUGGGCUUCACUUCUGAAGAAACAUCUUAAAGUUCAUUCAAAGGAGAAGCCACAUUCAUGUAAUUUUUGUGGCAACAGUGUUUUUUUUUUAAGUAAGUCAGAAAAUGCGCACUGCUGUGAGAGAGUGAAUGUGCUUUGACUGUGACAAGACUUUUACUUCAGUGACCUGCUUAAAACUGCAUGAGAGGAUCCACACUGGAGAGAACCCUAUGCACUGCAUGUGGGAAGUGUUUCAGUCAUUCAUCUGAUCUACACAGACAUAAAAAAAACAAUCACAAUAAGGCCCAGUACACACAGAGAUACAUUUAGCUGUAUUCAUCCAGACAGAUCCAGCAUUUGGGAGCCUGAAACCACAAUUUUUUUAUUUUUUUUUAAAACCGGAGUGGAUAAAUCCAAAAACAACACCUUUGCUUUUUCAUGUGUACAGCCAGUCUGUAUAUUUUGUGAAACGAUGUUAUCAUCACUGCACUUCUUUACCCCAGUCAGACGCCACUACGUCAUGAAAUAACAAAAACAAUAGCAAAGGCGGUAUACAUGCUUGUGUUCGUGCUGCAGAAGACUACUAGCUUUACUAACUUCACUAGAUUUGUCUUGUUGUUGUGUUGGGUUUGUGUAUAGCGCGCAAGGUUUAUGCACAUGGUCCAAGUUGUCUUCUCUGUUUUUAGUGUAUCUCUGUGGCAGAAUUACAGCGCCACAUACUGGUCUGGCUUGUAUACUGCAUCAUUAUGAGUCAGUUUAGGUGGUUGUGUGUGUAUGCAGAUAAUUCUUGAGAUGAUGCUGUGUUUACGGAGGAGCAAGGAAAAAGCAAAGAUUGCAUAUGGUAAGCUCUGGCCUGGUGUUGAUGAGCCCUAAGUAGAUCAUCUUCAGAUCCAGCACUUUCGGAUCUGAUGCUGCGUCCUGAACAAAUGUGAAACAAGAAUGCAUCGAGCUAGAAAAUAUAUUCUGGAUAAAUCUGUCCUAACCAUGACAUGACAACGAAACGUAAUCUAAAGUUUUUACUGUGACUAAAGUUCAUCUUCAUCUUCAAAACCAGCAGAUUCAACUGAGAUUCAGAUCAACUCAAAGAUGGAGUUUCUCUCCAAAGAACAAUGUCACAAAGGUUUAUUCUUGAAUAUCAGUUUGUUUCAUGAUUUAAAUUAUAUCAUUGUGCUUUCUUAUGAGUUUCUUUAAUUUGUGUGCAGUUCAUUCUUAUAAUGCAUAUCAUUUGUAAUUUGCUUACAUUUUCAUGAAGGAAAGUAGAAGCUUUUUACAAGCUGUUCUUGUUCAGGAAGCUGAAGAAGAGAGUUACACUUUUAAGAGACAAGAUAUAUUUUUAAUUUAUUCUUGAUUGUUAUUUUUAAAACAAGUUAUUAUUCUGUGAUAUAUUUAGAAAACACAGAUGCAAGAUAUACUGUCAUGUAGAUUUGUAAUUGAUCCUUAUUAGCUUCUCUUGUAAGUAGGAAUGAUACAGAACACAGUAAAGAGCCCUGGGGCUAAAAUAUGAAAGACUGUGAUAUUGAUAAACACUAAUGUUAACUGUUCUGCUUUUGGUACUGGGGAAAUUAAGGAAAUACACUUACAAUUUAUUAUUGGUACAUAAAUAUUAUCAAGCUAACUGUAUCUUGCCAACUGUUUCUACAUGUGAUAAUAUCCAGAUAUCUGUCUGCGAUGCAUUAUCGUUUUUUUGCAAUCCAGAAGCAAGAUCUAAUGUACUUAAGAGCUGUGUGAUUAAUCUAAUUAAAUUUUUGAUUGCGUUUGACUUCCAAGGAUUAUGAAAACAAGUUGUUUGACUUAAUGCGAUAUAUUAGAGACAAUUUAAGUACCAAAUACAUGUUUCAAAUAAAUGUUACACCAUA
Molecule: messenger RNA, 3770 nt
Organism: Cyprinus carpio (common carp)
Lineage: Eukaryota; Metazoa; Chordata; Actinopteri; Cypriniformes; Cyprinidae
Biological process (GO): regulation of transcription by RNA polymerase II
Molecular function (GO): RNA polymerase II cis-regulatory region sequence-specific DNA binding; DNA-binding transcription factor activity
Source: RefSeq, a predicted model, not a curated record